Molecule: messenger RNA, 2559 nt
Organism: Penicillium digitatum Pd1
Lineage: Eukaryota; Fungi; Ascomycota; Eurotiomycetes; Eurotiales; Aspergillaceae
Biological process (GO): peptidoglycan turnover; carbohydrate metabolic process
Molecular function (GO): hydrolase activity, hydrolyzing O-glycosyl compounds; acyltransferase activity, transferring groups other than amino-acyl groups
Source: RefSeq, a predicted model, not a curated record
AUGGCUUCUUCGGAUCUUCAAAAGCAGGUUGGCCAGCUCUUCACGGUGGGGUUCUAUGGCUGCACCCUAAGUCCCGAAAUCAAGACUUUAAUCCAUGACUACCAUGUUGGAGGAAUUGUCCUCUUCUCACGCAAUUUGAAGAAUGCAGAACAGCUUCAGGCCUUGACACUGGCUUUACAGAAUGAAGCUAAAUCGGCCGGGCAUGAGCGACCACUCUUGAUCGGAAUUGACCAGGAGAAUGGAUUGGUCACUAGAAUUUCUCCCCCGAUCGCUACUCGAGUACCGGGCCCUAUGGCACUCGGCGCCACGCAUGAUCCAGAGUGUGCCUAUAGUGCGGGGAAAGCCACGGGGGAAACUCUGGGCUUCUUCGGGAUCAACAUGAACUAUGCACCCGUGUGCGAUGUCAACUCAGAGCCGUUAAACCCGGUUAUUGGUGUACGUAGCCCUGGUGAUGACCCAGAAUUUGUGGGCCGGUUUGCGAGUGCAGCCGCGCGGGGCCUGCGCGAACAAAAUGUUGUCCCCAGUGUGAAGCAUUUUCCAGGUCAUGGAGACACAGCUGUCGACUCGCAUUAUGGACUACCAGUAAUUCCUAAAACAAGGGAUCAGCUGGAGCGUUGCGAGUUGAUUCCCUUUAGGCGGGCUGUCGCCGAGGGCAUCGAGGCCGUCAUGACAGCACAUAUCUCGUUGCCCCGUUUAGAUCCCACGCGUCCUGCAACGCUUUCUGAAGAGAUUAUGGAAAUCUUGCGUAAGGAUAUGGCCUAUGAUGGUAUGAUCAUUACAGAUUGUCUGGAGAUGGAUGGAAUCCGUGCGACAUUCGGGACAGAGGAAGGCUCGGUGCUAGCAUUGCGCGCUGGUAGCGAUAAUAUCAUGAUCUGCCAUACCUUUGAGGUGCAGGUGGCUUCGAUCAAGAGAGUUUGUGAAGCAAUCAAUUCCGGCACAAUCGAUGAAUCACGACUGGCGGACGCUUGUCGCCAUGUUGCUGCGGUGAAGGGCAAGUUUUUGAGCUGGGAUACCGCUCUUCGGCAAUCCAAUCUCGCAGAACUGAGCUCGCUCAACAAAAAAAUUGCCGAGUUAACUAUGGAGAUGUAUUCUCGAUCGACCACACUCGUGCGCGACAAGAAUGGAGUUCUUCCUCUAUCAAAAACUUCAAUCAUCAUAUUCCUCUUCCCCGGAGAGAAGACCCCAGUCGGUGGCGCCGUUGAUGGCGAGGAAACGAAGAAGUCAGGACUAUACCAUUCCAACACAUAUCUUAAUGUGUUGCGGCAACAUAACAAUUCCAUUGCUGAGAUCAGAUACGGAGCAGCCGGUCUGACUGCAGAGCAAUGGCGAACCCUUGAAGUCGCUGAUGUAGUGAUUUUCACCUCGCUCAAUGCAAGAGAGUCGCCAUAUCAGGAGUCGCUAGGCCUAGAACUUGCUGAACGUGUUCAAUCAUUGGUGCAUAUUGCCGCCUGCAACCCUUAUGACUUCCUUGAUGCUCCCAGUGUCAAGACCUAUAUAACCACAUACGAGCCGACCAUCGAAGCAUUUUCUGUAGCUGCCGACAUCAUGUUCGGAGCGCUGGUCCCGACAGGUGCCCUCCCCGUGGGGACUAAUGCUUUGGCAAAGACGUACGCAGCAGUAACGCCCUUUGAUGCACAAAGAGAUCUGGAUGAGGUGAUUGAAGUCUGGGCCGCUGCUCUCCCGAGCUACAUCAUUCCUACUGGAAGUUUGCGAUCUAUGAUUGUACGCCCGUAUGGCCACCAUUUCGUCGCGCACGUUGAAUCGCAGCUAGUAGGCUUCUGUCUUGCUUAUACAAAUGCUCACGGUACACCAAACACCGUUUAUAUCGCAGUUCUUGCCGUAUCACCAAAGUACCAACACCAAGGCAUUGGUAUUGCUCUGCUAGAAGAAACGAGAGCGUACUUCCGGGUAACCUUUGGCUUCAAUAACAUGAAGCUGGGCAGCUCAUUCCCCCGCUUUUGGCCCGGGAUUCCCCGGGAUCUUCCAGAGACGGUACAACAUUUCUUCACUCAUCGUGGUUUCCGACUCAGUCCACCCAGUGCCCGAGCCGUUGACUUGUACCAAGAUAUCCGGAAUUUCCAGUCGCCAGAGAAGUAUAUCACUCGUGCCCGGGAUCGAGGCUUCCGCUUCGCACCAUUGAAAUCUGAAGAUUACGAGGCCUGUCUGGUUGGACAAAGAAGGAACUUCUCUAAGAAUGGGAGCUGGGUGGAGGCAUAUGUUGCAUUGCAUCCCGACAAGUAUCCUAACAGUGUGAUGACAGCAUUCGAUUCCCAAGGCCAGCAGAUCGGCUGGACAUUAAUGCUCGGUCCAUCAGACGCUCUGAACGAGUCUUGGGCAUUCCCCCAAACCUGUGGUCCAAACACAGGACUGAUCGGCGCCGUAGGAAUUGAUGAGUCCCACCGCCAGAAUGGCAUUGGGUUGGCGUUGAUCUGCCACGCUAUUCAACACAUGAAGCAGCGAGGUAUUGAAGGUGUCUUUGUAGACUGGGUUGCACUUGAUGGGUGGUAUGAGCAGGUUGGUUUUGAGACCUGGCGAAGCUACAGACCCGGAGACCUUUAG